Racocetra fulgida is the source of this 174-nucleotide messenger RNA. The record is from the annotation of a GenBank genome assembly. Lineage: Eukaryota; Fungi; Glomeromycota; Glomeromycetes; Diversisporales; Gigasporaceae.
AUGUCUGCUAUUCGACAAGAACUGUUUCAUUCGGCUGUAAAAUUUCUUAAAGAUUCACAAGUUAAAAGUAAACCUAUUCAGAAACGAAUAGCAUUUUUAGAAUAUAAGGGUUUGACAUCAGAUGAGAUCGAAGAAGCGUUAAGGAUAGCCAAUUAUGAAGAUAUAACUAGUGAU